This is a messenger RNA of Penicillium canescens, 921 nucleotides long. RefSeq names its product SDR family NAD(P)-dependent oxidoreductase. The record is from RefSeq and is a predicted model, not a curated record. The coding region runs from base 1 to 921 and encodes 306 amino acids. The transcript has 2 exons. Gene Ontology annotation, molecular function: oxidoreductase activity, acting on the CH-OH group of donors, NAD or NADP as acceptor. NCBI's taxonomy places the organism in Eukaryota, Fungi, Ascomycota, Eurotiomycetes, Eurotiales, Aspergillaceae.
AUGCCUACAAAAAGCCAACUCAACGCCCAAAACUGCCGCCAAUUCACUCAAACCCUCCACAAAACUCCAUACCCAGAACUGAACCCCUCAACAAACCCCCUCCCAAACAACUACACAGUCUGCAUCCUAGGCGGCCACGGCGCAGCAGGAACAGGCCUAGCAAAAGCCUACACUACAGCAGGCGCCUCAGGAAUAAUCCUCGCAGCACGAACAAAACCAGCCCUAGAAGAAACAGCCACUGAACUCCGACACAUAAACCCAAAUAUCAAGAUCGUCAUCGUAGAAUGUGAUAUCACAUCUAGUUCAGCCGUCCAGGACCUAGCACGCACAGUUACACGCGAGUUCAACUCCAGGCUUGAUGUCGUUCUCGUUAACUCUGGAUUCUCUGGUCCGAUGGUUAUGGAUGUAAAGGAUGAAGAGCCUGAUUGGUUUAAAUUGGCCUUUGAGGUUAAUACCCUUGGGACGUUCCAUGCCGCGCAUUAUUUGUUGCCGAUGCUGGUGAGGGAUGAUACUGGGAAUGGCGGUGGUAGUUUCAUUGCGAUUUGUUCAAUGGCUGCGCCGACUGUUGCUGGGUUUGGGGCCCAUGCUCAUUAUUGUGUGAGUAAAGCUGCUCAGGCGAGACUUGUUGAGAUGGUUUAUGAGCAGUAUGCUGGCCGGGGGGUGUUUUGUGCUAGUGUUCAUCCUGGUGGUUUGAAGAGUGAAUUUUCUAAGUGUAUGCCUGAGGAGUUUAUGCACUUGUUGACUGAUAGUCCCGAUUUGGUUGGUGCUUUUUGUGUUUGGCUUACUAGGCCUGGAGGGGAGCAGAGGGAGGCUUUGAAUGGUCGUUUCCUUUCUUGUAAAUGGGAUGUGAAGGAGCUUGAGGCGAGGUUUGCUGAGAUUCAAGAGAAGGAUUUGUUGAGGUUUAUGAUUGCUGUGGAUUGA